Messenger RNA from Exophiala xenobiotica, 1357 nucleotides. RefSeq lists its product as uncharacterized. The record is from RefSeq and is a predicted model, not a curated record. NCBI's taxonomy places the organism in Eukaryota, Fungi, Ascomycota, Eurotiomycetes, Chaetothyriales, Herpotrichiellaceae. The transcript has a single exon. Bases 120 to 1163 code for a protein of 347 amino acids.
UUCUUUUGGUCCGUCUGCCGUUCCCUCAUCCGACAUCUGAUGCUCCAGGUCUCUACCUUUGCUACACCAUAACGAAGUACUCUUUUAGGAAGCAUAUAUCUGAAGAUAUCCUAAGCAUCAUGGCAUCACUUGUUGAUCGUUUGUUCCCCCUCGAAGAGCUAGAAGCGCUUGGCAACAAAUGGCCCGAGAGUGCCAACAAGAGGAGGAAGCUCGAUGAUGGUGUCGGUCAAAGCCAACCUCGGCCAGUAGUGCUUCCCAGAAGACAGAACAGUGAAGGUACUGCUUUCCUUGAUCCAAGUCGCCCUCAGCCGUCUUCGUCAAGCUGGCGCAGACAUUCCUCGACCUACGGGUCUGUCGCCACUCACUCGACCGCUACGAAGAGAUCCAUGUCGAAUUCCUUACCCCGGGAUACUACAACAUGGACCUCGAGCGUCAACAGCAACGGCACUGCCGCAACCACAAACUCCUGGUUCCCGACAUUCAUUGAGCCUGCUCUCUUAAAGGUCUAUCUCCAGAAUCUCCAUCCCAAGGAUCGACCUCGCUAUUCUCUACCCGGCAGCCUCCGACGCGAUAUGCCACCUCCAGAGUCAAAACGUACAAUGGCCAGCCACCACGACAACGAAGACAGCGCGUCUUCUCCUGGCUCGUUGAUAACGGAUGCUUCCUCUCCACACUCUUUGGGCGAGCGAUGCGCGACGCCGCCGACUGGGAUCUUUGAAACGCUUCGCGCUGGCCCGUUCAGCCAUUUGAUUGAUGGACUGCGUUUGACCGAACACGAACGCGGCUUCAUGCAUGAUAUGCUAAACCCAGCUCCGCAGCUGGCAUCGAUGUCUAUGCCAGAUUCCACCACGAAACGGAAAGCGACAGAAAUCGAGGCAGAUGUUGCGCCUGAAGACUAUUAUCACGUCGAUAAUAGCCUGCUCCAGAAGAUAUUUCCACAGUCUGGCGCCGAGAUGCAGCCUCUGUCGGGAUAUGAAUACGCAGAAACGACAAACGCCGACAGAGAUAACGAUGUACAUUCUUCCUGUCUGAGUCCGGCCGCCGAGGAGGAAGACUACGAAACUCCUGCCGGUAUCAUUAUGCCUACGCACGCUCCUUUGAGUGUGGAUGACUUUUUCGAUCUAGACGAAGCAGCUGAAGCGCCUUCACCACUGGUAAUAUGAGACUAUGAAAUUGUUCAUUUUGCGUUGCCUUGCCACUUGGUGGCACCUAUGUUAUGCUCGGCGGCAGUCUAUGCUUUGACGGAAGGGCAAAAAUACAUUUCACGGUUGAUACUCCGUACAGGUCAUUGAAAAGCAUUGAGGGGCUUUGGAGCCAGGACUACCACAGUAAAGCAGAUAAUGAAAUUGCACACAAG